Molecule: messenger RNA, 1471 nt
Organism: Poecilia latipinna (sailfin molly)
Lineage: Eukaryota; Metazoa; Chordata; Actinopteri; Cyprinodontiformes; Poeciliidae
Gene: cst7
Product: cystatin f
Exons: 5
Coding region: 938-1396 (152 amino acids)
Biological process (GO): immune response; positive regulation of myelination; negative regulation of microglial cell activation
Cellular component (GO): Golgi apparatus; endoplasmic reticulum; late endosome
Molecular function (GO): cysteine-type endopeptidase inhibitor activity
Source: RefSeq, a predicted model, not a curated record
GUAAAAGAUAAAUUCCCUCACAAAAGAACGUACCUUUUCAUUUUCUUAAGGAAGUAGAGCUAAUUAAAUGACAUAAGCAAGACUUGAAAGUGAUUCCAGUUUCACUUGAUGGCCAACCUGUUGAAACUGUGGCAAAUUUUCAACUUUGCUGAAAACACUGACUAUAUUUUUAAGAACUGUUCUCGGAGUCUUUUAAGAAGACCCAGUGAUUUUGGGGUUACCCAACUUGAGGUUGUUGAGUUAAAAUGUUAAAACUUAACAUUCUAACUUGAGUUUUAACUCAACUCAAGUUAAAACAACAUUUUAACUCAAGUUUUAUCUUUUCAUCUCCUUGUUUGGUUUGGUCACAUGAGCUGCAGACUAGCAGACAAUCUAUAAUACUUUGAAUGGCAGGUAUAACAGCAGGUAAAUGGUGGUGAAACCAAAACCAUCUCUGUCUCAACUAGAUCAUCCAUCCUCUUUAUGAGAUCAUGAAGGUGUUACUGUGAUCCUCUGGCAAUAGGAACAUUUAUUAGUCAUUUAUUGAUGGUGCAAUAAUUAUUCUUAACCAAAUUAAAUAAUAUUUACCACAUCUCAUUGUCCACCGUCUCACUGGUUUCAGCAGUGCUGAUCAAGAGGUGGUUCUGAUGUUCUGGGUUUGCUGUCUGUCUGAGCCAGUCACUAAUAGGGGACAGACACUGGACGAGGACAGCCAGCCUGUCCAACUGCUGAGGUCUAAACAGAGACACAGUUGGACGUCCUCAGCAUGAAUGUGACAGGAGGACUGAUGGCAGCUAGAAAAGGAAACCAGUGGGGUCAGAACGCAGCCUGGAGGAACCCCACCUAAAGGGGGCGGGGUCCAGGGAGAGUGUCAGACACAGGAAGUGAUGUCAGGUGUGAGAGAAGCUGAGACAGGGACAGGAAGUAGCUGAUCUGCGGUGACAGGAAGUGAACCGAGAUGGAGGCGAAGAUGUUGCCGCUGCUGCUGCUCGCCACUCUGGGUCCGGGUCCAGCAGCCAGCAGCCAUCAUGGCCACCCCAUGCCAGGCUCUCCGUAUGACAUCAGCAAGAACUCUGCCGCCGUUCAGCAGGCCGUCCUCGGCGCCGCCCACUCCUUCAACAGCCAAUCAAAUGACGCCUUCCUGUUCAAACCAUCGGCCGUCCUCAGAGCGCAGCAACAGGUGGUCAGAGGGAUCCGGUACAUCGUGGACUUCCAGAUCUCCAGGACGGUUUGUCCCAAACGAAACCGGACUUCGGACCUGGACCGGUGCCGCCUCCAGCCUCCGGGCCGCCUGGCCCAGACCUUUCGGUGUCACCUGGAGCUGUGGCUGAUCCCCUGGAAGCCUGGGCGGGAAACCCUGGAGCUGCUGUGCAGAUCACACCAACAGGGACCGGUUCUGAUCCAGAACCAUGUCUGAUCCAGAACCGGUUCUGAUCAGGAUCUGGUUCUGUUUGUUUAAAUGAUGAGUGAAUAAAGAGUUGCAGCAGAUCCA